Rhodotorula toruloides NP11 is the source of this 1482-nucleotide messenger RNA. Its product is annotated as mitochondrial chaperone BCS1. The record is from RefSeq and is a predicted model, not a curated record. Bases 1 to 1482 code for a protein of 493 amino acids. Gene Ontology annotation, molecular function: oxidoreductase activity. The transcript has 12 exons. Lineage: Eukaryota; Fungi; Basidiomycota; Microbotryomycetes; Sporidiobolales; Sporidiobolaceae.
AUGCUCACAGGCGCCGAGAUCGCAAAGCACAACUCGUCAGAGAGUCUGUGGAUGAUCAUCAAUGGCAAGGCGUACGACUUGACAGAGUUCCAGACGAACCACCCAGGAGGGCAGAAGAUCCUGCUCAAGUUUGCGGGACGAGAUGCGACGGAGGAAUACGAGCCUAUCCAUCCCCCAGGGACUAUUGAAGAAGCGCUCUCGGCAGACAAGCACCUCGGCGACGUCGACAUGUCUACCCUGCUGCCGGAGCAGAAGAUCGUCGAGCAGGCUGUUCCCAAGUCCACGACUGCUGGAGACGCGCCUAUGACGCUCGGAGCGUGCUUGAACUUGGACGACAUCGAGAAGGCGGCGGAGCGGCUGCUGAAACCGAAGGCUUGGGCUUACUACCGAAGCGCAGCAGACGACGAGAGGACUCACAACUGGAACCGCGAAUCGUUCUACUCCGUCCGCCUCCGCCCUCGCGUCCUGCGCGACGUCACGACCGUCGACUUGAGCGCCACCGUCUUGGGCCACACGUCGAGCUUGCCGAUCUACAUCUCGCCUGCUGCGAUGGGACGAUUGGCGCAUCCGGACGGCGAGAAGUGUCUCGCUCGAGUGGCUGCGGCACAUCAGAUCCCAUACAUGGUGUCGGCAAACGCGUCUGUCGGCUUCGAGGAGCUCGCCUCGCAAGCAAAGGAGGGUCAGAUCCUCUUCUACCAGCUCUACGUCAACCGCGAUCGGACCAAGAGCGAGGAUAUCCUGCGGCGAGUGGCGAAGGCAGGCUACAAGGCGAUCUGCGUCACCGUCGACGCCCCUGUAGCGGGAAAGCGGGAACGUGACGAGCGAGCUAAGCUCGACGACGAAGCGGCCUCGGACCCGAACAUGCAGAAGGCAGUCAAGAAUACGGGUCCCGAUGCGCCUGACGCGCCUCAAGACGAGCCUUCGCAGGGUAUCGCCCAAGCACUCGGAAGCUACGUCGACCCGACUCUCGCCUGGCACGAUCUCGAAUGGGUUCGCAAGGCAUCAGGUGGUCUUCCCAUCAUCGUCAAAGGUAUCCAGUGCGCCGACGAUGCCGCCCUCGCAGCCAAGAACGGCGCGCAGGCGAUCAUUCUCAGCAACCACGGCGGACGACAGCUCGAAGGCGCGCCGAGCUCGCUCGAGACGCUCCUCGAGAUCCGCAAGUUCGAGCCGUGGGUGUUCAAGAAGCUCGAGGUGUGGUGCGACGGAGGCUUCAGGCGUGGGACAGACGUUCUCAAGGCGAUUGCGUUGGGCGCUCGCUGCGUCGGAAUCGGUCGACCUUUCAUGUACUCGCUCGUGUUCGGUGACGAAGGCGUCAACAAGGUCGCCACGGUGCUGCGCGAAGAACUUGCCCAAAACGCACGGCUGAUGGGCGCGACGAGCAUGAAGGAGGUCGUGCCGGCGAUGGUCAACGCUCGUGAGCUGGAGCAGAACGUCUACGACGGACCGUACGAGUCACCAGUGAGGGCGCUGGCCAAGCUGUAG